Molecule: messenger RNA, 981 nt
Organism: Drosophila teissieri
Lineage: Eukaryota; Metazoa; Arthropoda; Insecta; Diptera; Drosophilidae
Exons: 1
Coding region: 1-981 (326 amino acids)
Source: RefSeq, a predicted model, not a curated record
AUGUGCGCCGAUGCUUUGGUUCAAAACUCCAAAGUGUUUUUCAUCUCCAGAGAGGUCAGGAUCGCUCCUGCCAAUGUGAUUGUACCGCAUGGAAAACCACUGCAUAGCUACAGAUACUUGACAGCGCCGUUCAACACCAAAGUGUGGAUUGUUUUAGCCACCUAUGUAUUUCUGAUUUCCUUGUUCCUCUGUCUGAUUCACUGGCUUAGAAGCGGAAAAUGGGACUUUAGUGGAAAUUUGCUCGAAGUCUACAGCUCACUUUUAUUUAAUGGCUUCCACUUGAAGGCGAUCCAGGGAACGGAACGCUUCAUUCUGUUUGGAGUAUUAUUCAUUUCAGGAUUUGUGUACUCCACCAUGUAUUUGGGGCUGCUGAAGAGCAUGCUCAUUUCGGAGAUUUUUGAGAAGCAGAUACAAACCUUCGAGGAACUGGCUGCAUCAAAUAUUCCGCUCCUCAUCGAUCCGUAUGAUAGGAUGAUCUUUCAAGAGCAUCACAUUCCCAAGUCGCUUUGGACCGCUGUGAGAACAGUGCCCUCGGAAACCCUAGUCAGCCAUCGAAACAACUUUGACCAGAAGUACGCCUAUGUGUUGUUUCCAGAUCGCAUGGACAUGUUCGUCUACGCCCAGCAGUACUUACGGCAUCCAAAGUUCCGUCGCAUACCCAUCGACAUCUGUUUCCUCUUUGCCGGAUUCCCCAUGAGCAAGAAGUGGUUCCUCAAGCACCACCUCAGUAGGGCCUGGUUCCAUGCCUUCGAGAGCGGCAUAGUGAAUAAAAUGGCCUCGGAUUCCUAUCGCGAGUCGGUGGGCCAGGGAUAUCUUAGCUUUCCCAUUACGGAGCACUUGGAGGCGAAGCCUUUGGGUCUCUAUUACUUCGUGAUGCCAGCGAUUUCGCUUGUGCUCGGCUAUUCAAUGGCCUUACUGAGCUUCAUUGUAGAAGUUAUUGCGUGCAAGUUACAUUUCACUUUCAAAUACAGAUGUGGUUAA